GGAGACGACAGACAGACAGGCGGGCGAAAGAACGAACGAACGAGCGAGCGACGGCGGCCGUCGUCGUCUUGCGGAAAAUGGCGGCUGGGAACCGGGGCAGCUGUCGGUUGCGGCCGUUUCUAUGGCGAUGAGGCGGGUCGAGCCGCCUCGGCGCCCAGUGAGCUAAAAUGACACAGGGAAAGAAAAAGAAGCGGCUGAACCGCAGCGUCCUGCUGGCCAAGAAAAUCAUCAUCAAGGACGGGGGCACGCCGCAAGGGAUAGGCGAGCCUAGUGUCUACCAUGCGGUGAUUGUAAUCUUUUUGGAGUUCUUUGCGUGGGGAUUGUUGACAACUCCUAUGUUAACUGUUUUGCAUCAGACAUUUCCUCAGCAUACAUUUCUAAUGAAUGGACUUAUUCAUGGGGUGAAGGGAAUAUUAUCAUUUCUCAGCGCUCCUCUCAUUGGAGCAUUGUCGGAUGUUUGGGGCCGGAAAUCCUUUCUUCUCUUAACUGUGUUCUUCACCUGUGCCCCAAUUCCUCUCAUGCGAAUAAGCCCCUGGUGGUACUUUGCAGUGAUAUCCAUGUCUGGAGUAUUUGCAGUCACGUUUUCAGUGAUAUUUGCCUACGUAGCCGAUAUAACUCAGGAGCAUGAGAGGAGCACAGCAUAUGGACUUGUAUCUGCAACAUUUGCAGCUAGUCUUGUGACCAGCCCAGCUAUUGGAGCUUACCUGUCCAGGGCAUAUGGCGAUAACUUGGUGAUAGUUCUUGCCACUGCCAUUGCCCUGCUGGACAUCUGCUUCAUUCUCGUGGCUGUGCCAGAAUCGUUACCAGAGAAGAUGAGACCUGCUUCUUGGGGUGCGCCAAUUUCAUGGGAACAAGCAGACCCUUUUGCAUCUCUGAAGAAAGUGGGUCAGGAUUCAACAGUUUUGUUGAUCUGUAUUACUGUAUUUCUAUCGUAUCUGCCUGAAGCAGGCCAGUAUUCCAGUUUCUUUCUUUAUCUCAGACAGGUAAUAGGAUUUUCUUCCGAAACUGUAGCUGCUUUUAUUGCAGUUGUGGGAAUCCUUUCCAUUUUAGCUCAAACUGUGGUGCUUGGCGUCCUGAUGAGGUCAAUUGGUCAUAAGAACACUAUUCUCCUGGGACUUGGCUUCCAAAUUCUUCAGCUGGCUUGGUAUGGUUUUGGGUCCCAGCCCUGGAUGAUGUGGGCAGCAGGGGCCGUGGCUGCCAUGUCCAGCAUCACCUUCCCAGCUGUCAGUGCCCUUGUUUCUCGGAACGCUGACCCAGAUCAGCAAGGAGUUGUACAAGGAAUGAUUACGGGGAUCCGUGGGCUCUGCAAUGGUCUUGGUCCAGCACUGUACGGAUUUGUAUUCUACCUUUUCCACGUGGAACUGAAUGAUAUGGGAGAUGUUGAUAAUCCUGGUAAAGUUCCAAAAGGAAACAUGCAGAAUCCCACUGAUGAGAGCACCAUAAUCCCAGGACCUCCUUUUCUCUUUGGAGCAUGUUCAGUAUUGCUUUCUCUGCUGGUUGCCUUGUUCAUCCCCGAACAUAGUGGCCCCCCUCUGCGUUCCGGCAGCUGGAAGAAACACAGUAAUGGGUCCCAGGGUCACCCCCACAGCCCACAGAGCACAAGCCCCGAUGGAAAAGAGCCUUUAUUACAAGACAGUUGUGUAUAAUGGCAAAGAGCUGGCCAGCUAGCACAGCUCAAGAUGGACGGGACGUGGAGAUCAGAUGUGGCUGCCCACCCAAGGUUUUCGUUUCGGACACCCUAAUACUUCCUGCGAUUUUUUCCAAUUGAAAGUUCUGUCUUUUAAUUCAAUGUUUCUUUAAAAAAACAAAAAAACAAUUCUUUUCAUAACACCUUCUGGUUCUCCACCUGUUUAGCUCUUUAGAGUAUGGAAUCUCUUGGGUUGUUUACAUCAGUUGGUAUGAUCUCCAAAUCACUUGGGUACAGGAUUUAGCUCCCACCCUAUGUUGGUGCCUUGUGCAAGACACCAGAAGUCUGUUACAGUAGCCUGGAAAAUUGCUAUGUUACUCUCCUCAAUGUUUCUUUUUAAUUAGUGCUGUUGUUGGGGCUUCCUGAAAACACCAUUAUCUUGUAGGUGGCUGCAAGCUGGUUGUAAUGCCACAGGAAUUUACAGAGAUCAGCGACAGGAUCAAUUUAAAAUUUAGUCUUCUAACUGGACAAGAUUAGGCAAGUCAUUGUGAUUCUCAAUUCAUGUUUUAGAUGACUACUAUAUCUGUAGCAAUAUGUUGCAGGUUUGGAGCAAUGUAAAGGCAACCAAAUGGGGUGGUGGGGGAAGGGGGAGGGGGAGAGGUUUGGGAUGGGAAUCGUGUGCUUUCGAUGUGUUUGCUGAUAUUUGGCUUUAUGGUCUAGUGCUUACAUUGUUUUAAAGCAACAAACCUGCAUGUGAACCAUUGUAAGUUACAAGGAACUGCAGAUGCUGGUUUACAAAAAAAAAGAUACAAAGUGCCAGAGUAACUCAGCGAUCAGGCUUAGUUACACCAACGCUUUGGACCUUUUUACGUGAACCAUUGUCUCUUGUCACUGCCUCUUAUUUGGAUGGUACAAUGGACUCCUGUGUUCAUCUCCUCCUCCUCCGCCACUUCUUUUGUUAUUGGUACUCAUUCAAUUUGAAUUAAUGUGGGAACUGAGACCCAUAACUUGACACACUUUCCAACCUAGUUGCUAAAGCACAAGACCAUAAAGCUAAGUGUCAGCAUGCACGUAUACAACACACCAUUCCUGCCCAAAAACCUCUACCAUCAUUCCAGGCCUGGUCUCUUCUUCCCGCGUAUGGCGUGCACAGCCUAAAGUUGUAGGACAACUUGUUCUAUUUGAUUUUAUUUGACUGUGCACACCAGGUUGAUUGCAUUCGUCGAAACAGGGCGGACCACGUGAUGGUUGCAAUCUCCCACCCGCCAGGCCUGGUGAGUUUUCUCUUGUGGUUAUCUCCUGUUCCCAAUCACAGAGUUGAGAACUGGAGAGGAUGAGAUAGAAGGCAGGUGAAGCUGCUGACCACUAUCUGCCUAUUUGAUAGGUAUUUGCAGAAAUGGAAAUUAGUCUAGUACCUGACAAUAAACCUGUUCAAUUUCUGAAAGGCAAGUACAGGAGACUGCAAUGAAUGUCAGUAUGAGUAGAUCCUGAACUGGGUGAUUUGUUGACUCAGGCACACCAGUUCACCAUUUUUACAUGACCACCCUUGGGCAUUAAAGUGGCUGACAGACCAUGGAUGGAACAAUAUUUCAUGGUUCUAGUUUCUCCCAGUCCUGUGCUCACUCACUCUACCCUGAAUUCCUUCACAGCCCAUCACAUUUGUAGGACAUAGGUGAGGCAGGAGCAUCAUCCCAGUGGGCAGCCUUUCGAGGAAGAUUUGUAAUUGGUUAACCAUGUGCUGUCCCUAAUUGUAUUCUAAGAACAAUCCAUCAUGAUACUUGCUUAAUUCUAAUAGGAUUUAGAUUUUUACAGCCAAGAUAUAUCGGCCUGAGGACAAAAGUUGGAUGACAGUUUUAUGAGACACCAGAUGGCUUUUUCGUGUGAGCCAUCUUUGGCAUACUCCUGUGAACUGUGCUGUACAAGUCUCUGGUAGUGUUUCACACUGUCGGGUUAAUCAUCAAAGUUGUUCAUAUUAGAGUUUGGGUGGAGAGGAAAAUCCAGCCUGAGUCUCUUUCUAGUUACCAACAUAACCCUGCUGCAAGGUAGCUGUUGGGUAAGGACAUACACUCACCUCUUUUUUUUAUGUUCCCUUGUUCAAAUAUUUUGCCUCUCGUUCAAGAAGGAACAGCAGAUGCUGGACAAUCGAAGGCAGGCAGAAUUGCUGGAGAAACUCAGCGGGUGCGGCCCGAAACGUUGCCUAUUUCCUUCGCUCCAUAGAUGCUGCCGCACCCGCUGAGUUUCUCCAGCAAUUUUGUCUCUCGUGAUGAACAUUGCCAUUUUAGUGAGCUGUGAGCACGUGUGCAUGGCUUAUAAAAUAUAAGCUGCUCAGUGAUCCACUGGUCAACCAGAUUACUGGCAAUUCAGAAUUACCAGGGAUGCCAUGUGCAUUUGUGAACGAACCUGUAAAUGAAACAAGAUGCCGGGUAUUUCCAGCAUGGCAACGGAAUUGGGCCGAUUCGGUAAUCAUUGAGGCUUCCUUUUUGGAAAUGCUCUAACCCAUUCCAGAAUAGCCAUCUCCCACUUCCAAUUCAAUGCUCUUUGCCAUGUGCCACCACCAUCUCCAGCAUCUGGUUCUUCUAUUAAUGUGCCAUUAUUUAAUUAACUUUUUUUUUUUACGGCAACUAUACUUGUUUUUUUCACUUUGUGCUUUUUUAAAGUGAAUUGGAGAGAAGAAAGAGAUGGGGAGGUUGAGGGUGCCUUUGUGUAAACUAGCGAUGUAUGUAUUUUCUCUGAAGGGCUAGUUGGUGUAUGUCUAUGGGAAAUGGGGAGAAAUCACUGACUCGGCGAUAUAGUUGGUCAACAUUUAUGUGUUCUCUCCUUGUUGACAUACUGUAACCUCUCAGUGGAAGCACACAUGGAUGAUGAAAUGCACCACUGCCUUCAAUGAGUCAGCAAAGUCUGGCUGUAUAAAAAAAAAAAAAAAGCUAUUUGAUGUUAUCAGUAAUGUAAUGUUAUUAGUAGGAUAUGGGAAUUUGUGAGGAGUCCCUAUCAAACUGAAUAAUGUGCUGUCAUGAAGUAUCUUUUGGCAGCACUAUUGUUUGCGCACCCCCAUAAUGUUCUAGUCCUCACUGGUUUUAAAUGAAGUCUUAUGUGCAAUAUUCUGUUGACUCGAUCAUAAUACCAGACCCUUGAUGACUAAACAGGUUUCAGCUAAUUUUCAGAUGACAUAAGCCCAUCCCAUACCCAUACGAGAAGCUUAAAAACUAUCCCCUGUUGAAUAUCCACAAGCUGGAAGUUGUUUUUUUUUAAUGGUGCAUGUGGCAAGAGAAAGAAGCAAUGAAAGAACAUCCAACGAAGGUCCAAAGUUGCCUGCCACCAAGUUCCAGAGCACCAUGAUGUAACAUUGACACAUUCAACAAAAAAGCCACUUUAAAUUGACAAAUUAUGACUUUUGAUUAGUAUCCAAUUGCCCAUAUGAUGAGUAAAAUCUGAUGGGAUAAUAAGCUAUGGUGAUGCUCCAAUGUGGACAUUUAGGUUAUUAUAGUAUAAUUGUACUUGUAACAGAGUAUACAAAUUCAACAGAUGGUGUAACAUUUACUGUAAAUAUUUGUGAAAUUAUAGAAUUAUAUAUUAUAUCUACAUAUGCCAAACAAUAUUUUAGAUUACCUUCUCUAGAUUUUUCUUGAGCACUGGUCAAGUUAGCCUUAAUGUGUGUACUAUUUUAGAUUUAGUCUGGGGUGGGCUUUUGUUUUCUCCUUUUGGUUAAUCUGAAUAAUUUUCUAAUUUGUCUAAAUGUUUCCAGCUGGCCUUUAUAUCCUGCCCGGUAACAGUUUGGGCAGUGGCCAAGUGAGUGUGGUUGGUCUUUACAUUAGAAGCAGAUAAUUCCCUAGUGUAGCAUUAUGAGGAAGAUCAUUGUGGGAAUGGUAGUAGAUCAGCAUUAUUGUGGUAUCUUUUUUAAUUGAUGAAACAAAGGUGAUCAUGGAGGCCAGAAAAUGUCAGCACCAAUACUUGGUCUACAGUCAACUUAGGCGGAUAGGCCUGAAGUUAAUAAACUACAGGGUGAACAUGGAUGUAGACAAUCAUCUGUUGCUCAGACCCCCUAACUCCUGUUGGAUGGCAUUGUGUUGCCUAUUGAAUGAGGACAUGGUCAUUCUGGUUCGACACCUACUGACCUGCGUUGUCUUUUAUGUGAUUAAUUACUGUAACAGAAGGCGUGUGGGACUGUAAGAGGACGUUCCUUUGGAUCCUCUGUGGAUUCAAGGUUUGGUGUAAAGUUUUAAUGCAGCUCUGCCAAAUGUUUGUUUUGUAGCCCCAUUGCUCUUAGUUUGUAAGUAUGGUUCCCACUCGCAUUGACAGCAUAGUUGAAUUUCAUUGUGGAAGCUGGUGCCUAAUGGUUAAUAAGGAAUUUGAACCCUUGGUUAGAAUAUAUUUCAUGUGGAAGUGGGAUGCAAGAGUCCACUUCAGCUUCAGUCCACUUAACCUGUAACUCGGCUAAGCUGGGCGCUGUCUCUUAAUAACAUGUUGACAUGCAGUGAGUUGUAGCAUAUAGAAUGUUGAGCAAACUAUUCCAUCUAAAUGUCACCUGCCUGCACGCGGUCUACUUCAGAAGUCUAUUUCAAAAAUAACUUCAAAAGUCUACAAAUUAGAGGAACAAAACUAAAGACUGAGAAUACAGUGGGUUAGUGCGUACCCAUAUCAAGAGACCAUCAAACUACUGCGCAGAAGUAAUACCAAGUGAUCCCAUCAAAGGAAUUCCCCAACCCCAUCAGCUGAGAGAGCAAGGUUCAUACAUGGACUUUGCAUGUUGUGUGACUAGUGCUCGGUGAUCACCACUUUUUAUCCAUCCCAACUACCUCUAGAGUUUUUUUAUAAUUGUUAUAUAAAAGCUAGUUAUAAUUGUUAUAUAAAAGCUAGUUUUAGGUUUGCUUGAAGCUUCUGGAGAGGUUAAUCUUGUUUUCAAGGAAGAAUAUCUAUUGGAUUACUUAAUCCUCACUCUUGAUUGUUCAUGUUUCAGUUUUUGCCCAUCUGAAGAUGUAGAGGAAGCAUUUAAGCUGAGUCGCUAAGUAGAAUAAUUUAAUCAUGCAUUUAUUAGAAAUAUUUCUUGUUUAAAGCUUUGCUGAUUUAAAAGUUUUAACGAGCAUAAUUGUUGGUGCAAUCACAGUGAAUGUCAUGUUUUAAGCCCUUUGGCUGUUGCGUUCAUGCGUUGAGCUAUUGUCCUGCUCUUAUGGCUUGGUAUCACUGAGCAUAUAAAUAGUGACCAAUGCCUUCUGGGUGAACCCGCACCGCUAGAGAUGUCACCUGUCAUAGAUGUUAAUGUGAGACCCUGUCUGCCUUGUGGGUAGGUGUAAAAGAUCCCUUGGCGUAGGUCCAAAGAAGUGACCCAGUGUUUAUCUCAGCAUAAAAAAGAAAUGACAUUAUCUAGGCAGGGACACUUUGCUGAUUACACAGUAGCAUGCAAAGCUUUGGCUGCUUUUCCAAUGUAAAUGGUCAAUACACUUCGUAGGUACUUUUCUUUGGGACAUUUUGAGGCCACCAUAGACACUGCA
Molecule: messenger RNA, 7113 nt
Organism: Amblyraja radiata (thorny skate)
Lineage: Eukaryota; Metazoa; Chordata; Chondrichthyes; Rajiformes; Rajidae
Product: hippocampus abundant transcript 1 protein-like
Exons: 12
Coding region: 168-1646 (492 amino acids)
Biological process (GO): transmembrane transport
Cellular component (GO): membrane
Molecular function (GO): transmembrane transporter activity
Source: RefSeq, a predicted model, not a curated record